Molecule: messenger RNA, 6499 nt
Organism: Labeo rohita (rohu)
Lineage: Eukaryota; Metazoa; Chordata; Actinopteri; Cypriniformes; Cyprinidae
Gene: ptprja
Product: protein tyrosine phosphatase receptor type Ja
Biological process (GO): protein dephosphorylation
Molecular function (GO): protein tyrosine phosphatase activity; protein binding
Source: RefSeq, a predicted model, not a curated record
ACAUCACUCAGUAAAGAGAAAGAGUCAAGAUGAGAAAAAGUUCAUGCGCACCUGAAGCAGGAAUGAGCAGCAUCGCACCUCAGCAGCGGUUUCAUCUUGCACGAUAGAGACAGUUUUUCUCGAUAACAAAGACUCUGAGAAAUUAACCAAAUUAUGAAAUGACAUAAACCUUUUGGUUUGUCUUUUUUUUUUUGCCAGUAUGGGUCAACGUUAUUUACUUAAGGCCAGUGUCUUCCGUGCAACUGUCUUGUUUGCUGUGCUCGUCUCGAUCCCUCGUGGGCACUCUGACUGUGCAGUGUGCCAAUACAAGACAAACAUCUUAACAUCAGACAUCACUGUGUUUGUAGGAGACAGCUCCUCUUGCAGUGUGCAGAACGCCAGCAUUACAAGCACUCAGACUAGCAUCACAGUGACUGGACUGCUGCCUGGAAGCACGUACUUCCUCAAGAUCAACUGCACAAAUGCGUGCUGCGCUAACUACUCCACCAACACUUCCAGCAAUCUGACUAUCACGCAGCUCAACUCCACCUCAGUGUAUCUGAACUGGACGGGCCAGAUACCACUGACCAAUCAGUCUUUUACUCUCCGCCCUGAGUCUGUUAGUAACCUGUCCGUGCACUCCAUCACUGUGAGCUCAGUGAACCUGAGCUGGAUACUUCCAAGUGGCAUUAGCCUGUAUUAUAGAAUAGCUUGGGGUGAAAACCUGCUCACUACUAACCAAACCUUCAUACAAAUCUCACAACUUGCACCUGGCACCAAAUACGCCUUCAGCGUCACCUCAGUGGCCUCUGAUAACUGCACUGAGGGGCGUGCUGCCCAGAUAUCCCAAAACACAAGUCCAGCACAAGUGGAGAAUAUCACUGUGGUGAAUUCCAGUAACAGUAGUUUGACCGUGGGCUGGGCAGUCCCUCUUGGUUAUGUGGAGUUAUAUACGGUGAACAUAUCUAGUGCCGAGCUGAACACAUCCUUAAUCCAAAACAGCCCCGCCAACUCUUCAGUCAUCGGUAACCUCACGGCAGGACGUGUUUUCAACCUCACUGUGACCACCGUCAGUGGAGUCCUAAAGAACAUCUCUAACACAGUGCUGGUUGCCACUAAGCCUAAUCCGCCUGAAGCUGUCCGAGCGAGCAGUCAGACGGAUGUAUCUAUUUCUUUGGCGUGGUUUAAGCCCUUAUCAAUGGAAGGAGUCAGUGUGUCCUAUGAAGUGUCGUAUAGAUCUAACCAAUCAGGGGUCAGCCAAACUUUGAAUCAAACAAGCUCUUUAAAUGUGAUGCUCACAAAUUUAUUACCUGGCAGUCAGUACGACAUCACUGUGGUCACCGUAGGAGUAAAAGAUCUCAGGAGCUCAUAUGUAAACCUCAGUUCAUAUACAGUUCCUAAUGCAGUGCAAAAUCUGUCAGUUUCUGCUGUCAGCAUCAAUUCAGUCAAUCUGACCUGGCUCCCCCCUAAUGGGAUCUUCAGCCUGUUCUCUUACAGUGUCAACAUCACUUCACCUGAUCAGAAUCUCAGUACCACAUCCAGCAAUUAUCUGAUUACUCAGUUGCAGCCUGGGACUCAGUAUAAUUGCAGCGUCAGAGCACUCAUAAUAGCUGCCAACAUAUUUGGACCCUCACAGAUCAUACAGUGUAAUACCAAGCCACUGCAAGUGACUAAUUUAACGGCCUCUCCGGUCGGUACCACUGAUAUGCGCCUUUCAUGGUCUCGUCAGAGUGACUACAAAUCUUCAUAUCUGUAUAAUGUGAGUGUAAAUAGGGAACGAUGGAUACAGAGUAGCAGUGAGACCGCAAAUGUCACUGACCUGAUCCCAGGGAGCAGCUACACCUUCACGGUGCAAACUGUAGCAAAUGGCUUGAGCUCUGACUCAGUAGCCAUCUCUGCAUAUACAGGGCUUGGUAAAGCAUCCAAUAUUUCUGCAGUUGGCACUAUUCAGAGUAUGACAGUGGAGUGGAAACCACCAGCUGGCAUUGUGACUCUCUACAACGUCAAAAUCCUGUUCAACGGAACAGUUUUGAAGAUGGAAAACCGAACGAAUGCAUCAACUGUGGUGUUCUCAGACCUGCUACCUGGAACUCUGUACAAUGUCAUUGUCACAAGUAACAGUGGACCCAUAAAGCAGGACAGCGAUAGUGUAUCCAAUGCCACCUUUCCUACUCCUCCUGGGGAGUUUGUGACAGUGCGAAGUACAAACUCACUGAACAUCAGCUGGGGACGACCACUCAACAUGAACUUAGUAUCACACUACUUCCAGUUGUCGUACAGCAACAGCGUGCUGAACUGCAGCCAAAACUACAGCUCUCUGACGGGACUCAGUGCAGGCGUCCAGUACAACAUCACUGUAUGGACUGUGGGUGCAAUGGGAUAUUUCAGCUCCCCUCAGUAUCUCACUACAUAUACAAAUCCUACUGCCGUAACUAAUCUGAGUGUGGAUGGAUACAGUGAGACCAGUAUAACUCUGAGCUGGCAGCAGCAGGAUGUUCAGCAGUCUGGAUACUCCUACCUACUCGCCUUCAAACACCCUAAUGGCACAGGUGUAGAGAAGACUGUGAGUAACACCAGAGCACAGCUGCUAUCACUGUGGUCGGCCAGUCAAUACAAUAUCAGCAUUAUCACACAGACAGCUGGUGGCACCAAGUCUGAUCCACAGAUUAUAAGUGCCUGCAGUAAGCCAUUUCCAGUUUCAGUUCCUGUAAAACAUGAGGCUCUGAAUGUUUCUGCUGUGAAGCUGAGCUGGUCCCGUCCUCAGGGGCACCACAAUGGCUUUUCCUACCAAGUAGUUGUGUCCAACUGCACAAUAAACAGUAGUAACUUCUUGACUUUCUCUGAAAACAUCACAGUGUCAGGCUUGCAGCCUGGCACCCUGUGCCAGUUCAGUCUAUAUAGUUUGGCCUGCAACAUUCUGGGAGAACCAGUGAACGUCUUCUUCUUUACAAAGCCCUCAACAGUGAUUCCCAAACUAGAUAAUCAAGGCUCUAAUGACUCGGUCUUGGUGACUUGGGACCAUCCUGUUGGUGGGGUGGACAUGUACAUUCUGAACAUCAGCAGUGAAGGAUGGAGCAGCUCUGUAGUUCUUAAUUUCACUGAACAAAAUCACACCUUCAGUCAACUCAAAGCAGCAACUGUCUUCAUGGUCACACUCACAACUGUCAAAGCAGAUUUCCGGGAAACAUCUGAUUCAGUAAAAAUGGCCACUUAUUCUAAUUGUCUCUUUUCCAGUUCCAAACAGACAGGAAAUGUUACAAUAUUGUUGAAGAACACUCAGUCAGUGUUGUUUCAAUGGGAUAAAGCUGAGGGCAUGACAAAUGGAAGCUUCAACUACAGCCUGACCUAUUGGCCCAGCUAUAACACCGGUCCAAAUCUCACUGAUAAUAAUACUUUCCUUUUGGACGGCUUGCAAUCUGGAACAUCCUAUAAUGUUUCUUUGGCUACUGUAGGCCCGAUGGGUUUCCAGAGUGAAUCUGUCAGAGUUCAUGUAACCACCAAGCCUGAUCUUGUCCAAAACCUACAAGUUGGUUCCACAGCAACAAAUAGCAUCUCUGUACACUGGGCAAAAGUGGAAGGGGUCCCAAAAUAUGUAGUAAGAGUGUACAGCAACAAUUUAGAGAAGAAAACAACCGGUGUUAACAGCAUGACUAUAGACAAUCUGAUGCCUUCAACACCCUAUAACAUCAGUGUGCAGAGCAGCACUUCUGACGACACAGAAGGAGAUCCUGUGUGGCUGAAAGUAUGCACAGAUGCAGCUCCAGUGGAGAGUGUGGACUGUAAAGGGCCUGAUUUAACUGUUCCAAUGCUUAACCUCUCAUGGAGACCCCCUCCUGGCAAUAGGCAGGGCUUUGAAGUUAAGCUAAACUCCUCCACCUCAGAACAGACUUCUAAUCUAAACCACAUCUUCACUGGACUCAAAUACAACACUCUGUACGAAGUCAUGGUCUGGACACUCGGUUGUGGAAAGAACAGCACUGUAAAAUCGAAAACCUGUAGGACGGGAAUCACAAAACCUGUUGUACCUAAAAUAGAAGCAGUGAGUGUAUCUGAGCUACAAUACAACAAGUUUACUUUGGUUAUUCAGUCGGACAUGUUUAAUGACUCAAACGGUCCUGUGCUCUAUUAUGGUGUGCUUGUCUACUCAAACAAAAUUGAUUGCCUUGACAAGAGUAACAAUGUUGAUAAAUGCCUGUUGAACACCUAUGAGGACUGGAAAGCAAAGAAGUGCAGCACAUUCCUGGCAGUUGUCAGGAAACAGGGUGAAACAGGGUCUAGAAAUGUCCAGACACAAACAAUCAUCAUUGGUGAUGAAACCAAUUGGAACGGUUACAGAAAUGGAGAACUAGUUGCCAAAGGCAUUUACUAUUUUGCUGUCGUUGCUUUCACUCGUCUGGAGAUAAAGGACAAUUUAGUGGAUGUUUCUAAUUCAUACUACUCCACAUCUGAGUUUUACCAAAGUUCAGUCACACUGCCAGAGAACCCAGUGGUAAUUGUAGGAGCAGGUGCAGGAGUUGGUGUUGCCUUUCUUUUUGUUAUAAUCAUCACUGGAGUUGUGGUUUGUAGACGGAAGCAAAGAAAAGAGGAUUCUACUAGUGUUCCUAUCCACCCUAUAAGAAACAAAGUGAGUAAUCCAAUAAAGGUAGAGGAUUAUGAGGCUUACUAUAGGAGGCAAAGAGCUGAUUCUUUCUGUGGAUUUGCUGAAGAAUUUGAGGAUCUAAGGCCAGUUGGGAUAAAUCAGAUGAAGACUGUUGCUCUGGCCCCUGAAAACAAAACCAAAAAUCGUUAUAACAAUGUGCUGCCAUAUGAUUCAUCUCGUGUCAAGCUCUCUGUGCUCAGCAGCCCAUUUGAUGACUACAUCAAUGCCAGCUACAUGCCGGGUUACACUUCAAAGAAGGAGUUUAUCGCAGCUCAAGGGCCACUUCCCUGUACUGUCAAUGACUUCUGGAGACUGAUCUGGGAGAAAAACGUGCACACUAUUGUCAUGCUCACCAAAUGCAAUGAGCAAGGACGGGUAAAAUGUGAAGAAUACUGGCCAGCAGAGACAAAACAUUUUAACAAUCUGAUAGUGACGACUAUUUCCGAGAUCCCACUGGAAGACUGGACUUUACGUGACUUUGAAGUGAAAAAUGUGAAAACAGCAGAGACUCGAUCAGUUCGACACUUCCAUUUCACUGCGUGGCCAGACCACGGAGUUCCUGAGACCACUGAGCUUCUCAUCAAUUUCAGACACCUGGUCCGAGAACACAUGGACCAGUACUCAAGACAUUCACCCACACUUGUGCACUGCAGUGCUGGUGUGGGCCGGACGGGAACCUUCAUCGCCAUUGAUCGGUUAAUCUUUCAGAUUGAGCGGGAUGGGGUAGUGGAUGUGUAUGGGAUCAUCCACGAUUUACGCAUGCACAGACCACUUAUGGUUCAAACAGAGGAUCAGUAUGUGUUUCUCAACCAGUGUGCCAUGGACAUCAUCAAGUCUCGGACUGGCAACAAUGUAGAUUUGAUUUACCAGAACACAGCUGCACUCUCUAUAUAUGAGAACUUUGAACCCUUAAAAAAAGCCAAAAAUGGCUACCAUAAGGCCUGACCGUCUACCUAGAAAUAAUUCACUGCACUGCUGUGAAAGAAACUUUUUUUCUUUUCUUUUUUUUUUUUUAAAUUGAGUUCUAUUUAAAGAGGAAAAACAAGAAUAUAUUUAUUAAAAAGUUUGUUUAUAAAAGUAUAAGAAAUAUUUUAAAAAUUUUGUUAAACAAGUUUUUAUUAAAUACAGAAAUGUAGCUGCAGGGAUAUUUUUUGAGAGUGUUCAUAGAAUAAAGUUGAUAACAUUUCAAGGAUGUAUCGUGACAUUAUAAAAAUGGUAUUUCCUCAGACAUAGACUACAGGUGAAAUAAAGAUACACAUGAAUAGAAAUAUUGACAUGUAAACGUGUCACAUGGGACUUCAUUAGACAGUAGUGCAUUGCUACUACAUUCUAGCAUUAUCGAAGACAAGAUGGGUAUUCAAAACACCUCUUCUGUGAUUUAACAUACCGACUAUGAGCCAGUAGGCUGGCGAAUUGUUGACAGUGUGCAGUGACAUUAUCCAUUAAGGGAUAUGCUGUAGGUUGCGUCUGUAGCAGUGGCAAUCUCUUUGGUUUUCUCUGAAAUUGUUUAUUUUCAGUAAAGAUACAUGCUGACCUGUCUGUUCUUUGAUUGUAAAUGUUUUUGUUUUCCUUUUAGAAUGAGGUCAGUCAAUGUUUAUGUCUACUGAUAAUUUAUUGCAAAAAGAUUUUAACAGAGCGUGACUCUGUACCAUGUUUGUGCACUUAAAAUGCAUUAUAUUUGUACAUAAUAUAUUUUGUUCAGACUGAACUUUCAAACUAUUUUUUCAGUGUUGUUCCAGGGACUUUUUGCUUGUGUGGUUUUAAUAUUCAGCAAUUUUCUGCACAGAUUUUUAAAAUUGUUUAUUGAUACUCUGCUGGUCAUGAUAAAGAGCCAUACAGCUGAACCCUGUAUUAUAGUGAGAUUAAAAAAGCUGCACUUUA